UUCGAACGGUUCAAGGACGUGCUGCAUGAAGACAUGGAACCCGAUAAAUAACAAGAAAUUCGAGACCCUGUCCUACAUUCCACCACUGUCGGAACAGUCGAUCGCCAAGGAGAUCGAGUACAUGAUCAAGAAGGGAUGGGUACCUUGUAUCGAAUUCGACGAGGUGGGAUAUGUGUACAGGGAGAACAGCAGGAUGCCAAAUUACUAUGACGGGAGAUACUGGACACUGUGGAAGCUGCCAAUGUUUGGUUGCACAGACUCCUCGCAGGUGCUGAAAGAAAUUCAAGAGUGCAGACAGGCAUACCCUAAUGCUUACAUCCGCUGUUUGGCAUUUGACAACGUAAAACAGGCGCAGUGCAUGGCCUUUCUCAUCCAAAACCCCAACAACUGAAACGUAGUCUGCUUUUCUCAAGAUUUCUCUGUUUUCAGUAUUGUUUCAUAGUGUUGUCUUUUUGCAAGUGUAAGAAUAAGACCAAGGUUGAAUAAGUCUGUUUUAUGGCCUAAGAAAGUGAGAAUGAUGCAAGUCCCUGGCCAAAAAUCCAAAAAACCAAGGACUAUAUGGCUAGAUUGCAAUAUAGAGCAAUUCAAAAAUUCAGAAGUAUUCUGCUAUAA
This is a messenger RNA of Sesamum indicum (sesame), 612 nucleotides long. Its product is annotated as ribulose bisphosphate carboxylase small subunit, chloroplastic. NCBI's taxonomy places the organism in Eukaryota, Viridiplantae, Streptophyta, Magnoliopsida, Lamiales, Pedaliaceae. The record is from RefSeq and is a predicted model, not a curated record.